Metopolophium dirhodum (rose-grain aphid) is the source of this 4358-nucleotide messenger RNA. Its product is annotated as Krueppel-like factor 4. Gene Ontology annotation, biological process: regulation of transcription by RNA polymerase II. The transcript is spliced from 6 exons. Gene Ontology annotation, molecular function: RNA polymerase II cis-regulatory region sequence-specific DNA binding; DNA-binding transcription factor activity, RNA polymerase II-specific. Lineage: Eukaryota; Metazoa; Arthropoda; Insecta; Hemiptera; Aphididae. The record is from RefSeq and is a predicted model, not a curated record. The coding region runs from base 420 to 1691 and encodes 423 amino acids.
GGCACACGAACUACUCCGCGCGAGCUGUCCGUCGGUGAAUGAAAAUAAUAAUAAUUGUUAUACACAAGGAAACGACGACAAAAUCAUAAUAAUAAAACUGUAAUCGUUGUCCGCGGGUUUUUCGUGCGUUUUUUUCGCGAUAUUGUGCAGUUUUAUUUUUUAUUCUUUUCGUGUUUCGCCGAGGUUUAAAAUAUAAUUUUUUUUUCCACGUUUUUUUUUUUUUUUUUGUUUUCGCUUUUGCCGCGUCUCUCGCAAUUAACUCGUACACACACUUAGGUUCGUUCGUUUUCGAAAAAAAAAAAAAAAAUUCUCGUUAUCAUUUUCUCCUGUUAUUAUUUCGACGUCUAUCCGCGAUAUAAAGGCACUGCAGCAGCCUACAUGCUAGCAGACGCUUUGGAUUCCGUCGUUUCGUCCGUAGCAUGGAAUUGUCCUCGGUGAAUUGUUCGCCCCGAGAUCAAAUCGUUCCCGACUCUUGUAACGGCAAUAAUUGGGCGAACGAACAGUUGGACUUUAAUUGGCAAAUGCAGUUUCUAAACACGUUACUCUAUGGAUGCGACAAACUGGAAGCGAAGGCAGAGGAGAAGCGGAUGGGCACCGGCAUGGACCAUAAAUCUACUUGGUACUGCAACGCGCCGAACAAGACACCCGACUUCGAUUCGAUGCUGCAAGGACUGAUGGUAGAAGACCAACACGUCAUCAAGUCCAGAAAUGAGCCGGUCUUGUGCGACUUCUUCGAGACGACCAUGCCGGGUGCGCGGAACGUGCAGGACUCGAUCCUUCAGAACGGCCAUCACCCUGACGAAUCUCAAGAGCCCCCGUGGUUCGAGAUGAAUGAGGUGGUGGACCCGCAAAUGUUCUCCACGCUCGACGACCAAUCGCUGCAGGUGACCCACGUCAAAGUGGAAGCACCGGAAGCCAACAGUCCCGAGUACCAGUCGGUGGCCAGCCCGGGGCUGUACACGCCGUCUUAUCUGCAUGUGCACUAUCACCACCACGAUCACCAUCACCAACAGCAUCACCACCACCACGGUUACUUCCCACGCGUGGCACCCAUGACGCCACCCAUUUCCGAACCGGGUUCGCCCGGUAAACGGCGGACGCCACCGCCACCGUAUCCCACACCCCGCUGCAACGCCAUCCAAAGAUCGAUGAAGUUCAACAGACGAAACAACCCAGACUUGGAAAGGAGACGGACUCAUCAUUGCAAUUUUGGCGGUUGCAACAAAGGAUACACUAAAAGCUCUCAUCUAAAAGCCCACCAAAGAAUACACACAGGCGAAAAACCGUACCGGUGCACGUGGUCGGCGUGCGAGUGGAGCUUCGCGCGGUCGGACGAGCUGACCAGACACUACCGGAAGCACACGGGCGACAAACCUUUCCGGUGCGAAGUGUGCGAGCGGUGUUUCGCCAGGUCCGAUCAUCUGGCGCUGCACAAGAAACGCCAUCAGCCCAAGAACGCUGCGGCGGCGGCAGUGGCGGCGCAGCAUCCGCAGCUGAUGGACCAUCCGUCGUCCAAAGGCGACCAACAGCAAAAGCAACAGCAACAGCAGCAGCAGCAGCAGCAGCAGCAGCAGUUGAUGAUUUUGAACGGCGGCGUUGGAAUGGUGCCCGCGCCAAAGGUCGGCGGAGAGUACGUCAUCGACGGUCAGCAGCAGCCACCGAUCUGCAGGCAAAUGGUGCCGGCCUUGUGAUGACCAUCGGUCAUCGCGUAAUAAUAACGAUAAUAAUGAUAAUGUGUGAUAUUAUACUAUUGUUUAAUAUUUAAUAUUGUUAAUUAAUAUUAUUAAUUGUAUAUUAUUCGUGACGACGGUAGGCGGCUGCGGUAGUCGACGAGCGAGCGCGAUCGGGAGGAAACACGGUGACGACGAGGAGUUGGGGGGGGGGGGAUUUUUGAGAGUUUUUUUCCAUUUUUUCUAUUCGUGGUAUUUCUGCACACGGAAACAAGCGCCUGUUGCUGCUGCUGCAGUUGACCCGUAGGAAUUCGGUCGUCGGCCGUCGCACAAUGACACCUUAACGAACGACUAUUGUGCGCCAGAGAAAAUAAUAAUAUAUCAUACAACUAUCGCGCAUGCAUAUUAUUAUUAUUAUUAUGUGUACGCGCGUGUGCGCCGUUCGAAAAUGGAAGAAAAAACAAAAAGAACGGAUAAGUGACGGACAAACGACCGCGACCUCGCCGCCAUUUCGGGUCAAACCGCGUAAGUACCGUCGACGUGUGUAAUACCACCGGUUCUCCUAUAAAGCAAACAUUGGACAGCGGCAACAAAUAAUAUUAAUAAUAAUAAUAAUAAUAAUAAUAGUAAUGAUAUGGUACCUGUAUAAUAAUAAUAAUAAUAUAAUGCUGAAGUUUGUAUAUAGUAGCCCACACGCGCCCGCGCGCGAACUCUGUGCGCACUAUUAAUAAAUAAUAAUAAUAAUAACACACAUUAUUAUACAAUAAUGAAAUCUAUCGUUUCUCGCCUUUUUUUUCACCUCUCGUCCGUUAUUACUAUUAUUUAUUUAUUUAUUAUUAUUAUUAUUAUUAUUUUCAUUUUUUUUAAUCGUCUGCGGUCGUGUGAUUAAUGAUCCGGUCGUGUCCCCCGGCUGCGUCGCGCGCACAAUACUAGGCUGAUUAACGGAAUGAUUGACCCGAUUCCCCGCUCUGCAGAUUUCCCGAGGGGUACCGCGCCUCCCCUCCCGCCGACACUCGCCCUUCAUUGUACUAUUUUUUUUUUUUUUCGCGAUUCUUAGCCUAAAUUUCUCGACGACACCCAAUAUCAUACUUGUACAUAAUAUAUAUUAUAUUUUAAGUGUCCUCCGCCCAUAAUAUCGACAAAACUGACAACACUCGCUGAUAAUAUAUUAAACAUAAUAAUAUAAUCGGUGUGUGCAUACAUUAUAUAUACAUAGUACCUACCUAAACGAGACACGUAUGUGUAUAGUGUUCGCAGUCGGUAUCUGAUAAUUCUCGAACAAGAAACAUAUUAUAUAUAUAGACGUUCCGUCGUGUUUUUUCUUAACUUGAAACGGACGCGAAUGGAGUCACCGCACAGAUAAAAUUCACCGUCCUUGAAUUUUAUCGUAAUUGAUAUUAUGAUUAAGCGUGCAUCGCGACCAAUAUGUUCCAUUGUUUUUUUUUUCCAUUUUACCGGAUAACCACUGUCGUGUGCCAGUGACCACCGUCGGUUUAUUAUCGAUUAUACCUGGGGUGUAUAAUAAAAAAAAAAUAUAUAUAUACUAGUAACGUUAAUUAUUUUAGAUUUAAAAUUUCAAUUUGAUUAUAUUAUUAUUGUAAAUUAUAUUUAUGGUAGUAAUUAGAAUUACGAAUUUAAUGAUACGUGUACAUAAAAUAUUCGAUAGUGAAACACAUUUCCUCGUACGUAUAUGAACAACAAUUAUUAUUAUUAUUACUAUUGUAUAAGAAUACCUAGUGGGAUAAAAAAAUGUAUAAUAUUUUUGUUAUUUUGUUAAAGUUUUUGUAAACACGUCCUAAUUAAUUAGAGAUGCAUAUUAUAAAAAAUGUUUACGUUUAAUAUUAUUUAUUUCAAACUCUCUUUUAUAUACAAUAUAUAUUAUAUAUUAUAUUGUCAUCUUAGUUUAACGACAUAAAUAUAUGUUUAACUAAAUAAUCCAUUUAUACCAUACAUCUCGAAAAUCACUUAAUUAUAGUUAUGUUGCACACGACUUUAAUCAUUUUAUUCUUCUCAUCGCGCAUAUAAGAGGAUAAACCAAAGAUUGCUUCCGAACAUUUUUGUACUUUUGGUUUCGCCACUGAACAACUGUACCUCUUUGUAAACCCGUUUUAUCAUUAAUUCAUUAUUGUCUUAUACAGAAAAUAUAAUAUUAUAAUAGCAUAAUAAUCCUAACCAUUUUAUCACAUGUAAGCUUUCGAGCGUGAAAUCAAAAUAAUUUUUGUUUAAAGCGUGUAAAUCGCUUGAUCUCAUUAAAACCAAAACCAGUGAUAUAAAAAACGGAUUUAAGCGAAUUUUUUGUACGUAUCAAUAUCAUAAUAAUUAACUACCUAUAUAAUAAUAUAUUAUUUUUUUGUCGCGUUUUUAAUUUCGAUUUUUCACCACGCCCACAAUUUGCUUUUAAUCAUUUAAUUUAUGUUAUACAUAUUAGUAGGUAUAUAAUAUUAUACUUUAAUAGCUGUAACAUUUAACAUAUUGCCAGUGACAUAGUGGAUUACAAACAUUAACGGCAUUACGUUUAGAAAUUGUACAAAAUACGAAUUUAAGUUGUCUAAAUUAUUUUGUUAGAAUUAAUUUUUUAUGAUCAUUAUUUGUUUUUUUUUUUUUAAUUUGUUAAGUUACUGUCCGAGGGUCUUGUCCACCCUCGAUAUACCUAUUUAGCAAAUAUUAUUAAAAUCUAUUUUGUUCUUA